Messenger RNA from Girardinichthys multiradiatus, 2073 nucleotides. It is a transcript of the gene uck2a, whose product is annotated as uridine-cytidine kinase 2a. Lineage: Eukaryota; Metazoa; Chordata; Actinopteri; Cyprinodontiformes; Goodeidae. Gene Ontology annotation, molecular function: kinase activity; ATP binding. Gene Ontology annotation, cellular component: cytosol; cytoplasm. The transcript is spliced from 7 exons. The coding region runs from base 433 to 1218 and encodes 261 amino acids. The record is from RefSeq and is a predicted model, not a curated record.
UAACAUCUUUCCUUCUUCUGCUUUACCUCUUCCUCGUCCUCUCCCUCUAAUUACUGGCGUCCAUUCAUCAAAGUCCAUAUUGUCCUCCUGUGUGUCCAUUCUGAACCAUUCACAUACCAGUUUAUGUCUCUUACCGCCACUUGCAAAAUUUAAUAAUCUCUCAGCAUCUAUCUGCUCGAUACUGUUAUGAAAAUUCAGUCCAUAUUCCGGUGAAUUUUGUUCAUUUAGCGUUAAGUAGCCUGGCGAGUUCACAGUCCGACUCCUCUUUUCUGGCUCUAUGAUCGCCACCGUAUCUCGUAGCUCGCGAGCAAGGUGGUUGUUUCCUUCUUCUUGGGUCCACCAUUGUCCUCCUGCUGUCAUCAUGAUGAAAUGGGAGGAGCGCAGGAACACACACCAGCGUGCACACAGGCCGCCUCGGCCCCCAGAUGAAGCAUGACGGGCGACAGCGAGACAAAGCCAGGUGACCCGGGCCAGCAUGACAGGUACCGGCAGCCGUUCCUGAUCGGUGUGUCCGGCGGCACGGCCAGCGGCAAGUCAUCAGUGUGCAACAAAAUCAUGGAGCUGCUGGGACAGAACGAGAUUGACCAUCAUCAGCGCCAAGUGGCAAUCCUCAGCCAGGACAGCUUCUACAAGGUCCUGACCCCAGAGCAGAAGGCCAAGGCACUCAAGGGCCAGUUCAACUUUGACCACCCAGAUGCAUUUGACAAUGAUCUUAUAAUCACCACUCUGUGGGACAUCAAGGAGGGAAAAACGGUCCACAUCCCUGUUUAUGAUUUUGUCUCCCAUUCCAGGAAGGAAGAGACGGUGACGGUGUACCCUGCAGAUGUGGUGCUGUUUGAAGGCAUCCUGAUGUUCUACUCUCAGGAGAUUCGAGACCUUUUCCAAAUGAAACUGUUUGUGGAUACAGAUGCAGACACACGGCUUUCACGCAGAGUGCUGCGGGACAUAAGUGAACGCGGCCGGGACUUGGAGAGCGUUCUAGCCCAGUACAUCAACUUUGUGAAGCCUGCGUUUGAGGAGUUCUGCCUGCCAACCAAGAAGUAUGCAGACGUGAUAAUACCAAGAGGAGUUGAUAACACUGUUGCCAUAAACCUGAUCGUCCAGCACAUCCAGGACAUCCUGAAUGGCGGCCUGACCAAACGACUCAACGGGUGGAUCAGCGGGUACGGAUUCAUGAAGCAGCAGCCCAACGUGGAGUCGAGCAGUCGGCCCCACUGACCUGAUGAAACAGUAGCAUACAGGUGCUCUACAACGCUGGUGGCAACGUGAGGAUCAGCAGCUAGAAGCUGUAAAUGUCUUCCAGUGAUCUGGUUCUGCCCAGACUGAGGAAAUCUGUAUAAACGGGGAACUUGAUUCAAGCUUAUCUUUUCAGUUCUAGUUUCCUUCUUUAGCUUAUCCUCCACACAGGAGGAUCCCACGUGUUUACUUUCAGCCAAAGCUGAUUGUCUUUACAACAGAACCUACACUCAGCAACAGUACAACGGGGAUUUUAGUUUAUUUUUUUACUGAAAUCCUUCUGGGAAACAAAACUUUUCAUAUAUGAGAGUUAGAAAUUAAAUGAUUUGGGAUUAUUGCUGUUUUUGUGCUGUUGUCCUCAGCUGUAUCUGCUUUGUUUUUUCUCUUUAAAAUCAGUUUUGAGACAAGUUAAAGAACCAGUUUCAACCUCAGGUCCUCUGAUUUAAACAGUGUCAUAAUGUCUGAAAUGCAUGUUUUUGUCCUCACUUUAUGGACCAGCUGCAGAUGUUUAGUUAAAUGUGAUCUGGACUUAUUUACUAAAUGUUACAGAGGAGUUAAUUCUCAUUUUUACAGUGUUAUUUCUCUUUGCUCCCAUACUCUGAUGCAGUCAGACGCUUUCUUUAAAGAAUAGGUACACUACCAUGUAGUCACUGAGUUCAAUAUGUCUAAAAGUUGCUUUAAAUUUUCUAGUUCUUAUUUUUGUAUUAUUUUUUGUCUUUAAAAACUUCUCAGGUACUCUGCUGUUCCAUCUGUUAAGGCUGAUUUGUGUUGUUUUAUGUUAAACUGAGAGUAAAAAUGUCAUGUCGUAUUAAAGCUCUCACUUUUUCACAAACAUUA